CACCGUCGUCGCCGGCGACUCGAUUCCCGCAACUCACCUUGCUCUCAACCACGACCUCGGCACCCUACAGGACUUCCAAGUCGCAGGAUGCGGCGGCGGUGGUGGCGGCCCGCGCGCAGCCAACGUGGCCGCGUCUCCGCCUCCGCUUCCUCCGCGCCGACGUGUCAGCUUCCCGUCCACUCCCCAUUCCCUCCUAUUACUUGCUCCGCCUGCAACUAUUCGCCCCUCCCCCACUAAAUCCGCGGCCGUUCCCUCUCGAGCGUGACCAUGGCGGCGCAGGGGUCCCUCGUCACGUGGAGGGCGGUCUUCGCGGCGCUGGGCUUGCUCAUGGUGGCCACGCUGGUGUACACCAUAGCCACCGACGGCUCGCCGUUCCGCCCCGAGCUGCUUACGCCGUGGAUGGUGGCAACACUGAUUGAUUUUUAUGUGAAUGUAAUUGCGAUCUCGGCUUGGGUUAUCUACAAGGAAGCAAACUGGAUUAGUUCUGCCGUGUGGGUGGUUCUGUUGGUUUGCUUUGGCAGUGCUGCUACUUGCGCUUAUAUUGUUAAGAAACUUUUUGAAGUAACAUCUGCAGGGUCAUCCCAAGAUCCACUUGAUCUUCUGUUUAUCAGGCAAGGUAAUCUAUCCCAAAGAAAGUGCUCUUAUAUUGUAAUUGGAAGGGUUAUUUUCAGCAUUUUGGGGAUAUUCAUGGUUGCGGUUGUCACAUAUACUGUCAUCACUGAUGGACUACCUUUUAGGAAGGAAUUGUUGACACCGUGGAUGGCGGCAACCUUAAUUGAUUUCUACAUAAAUAUCUUUGCAAUAUCGGUCUGGGUUACUCACAAGGAGUCAUCUUGGAUAUCAACUACCAUUUGGAUUGUCUUGUUGAUAUGCUUUGGAAGCAUCACAACAUGCGGCUACAUUGUCCUCCAACUUUUCAAAGUAUCAUAUCAAGAUCCAAUCUACCACGUGCUAUUGAACUCUCACAGCAAGUAUGGAAUUUCAACUUCACUGUGAUAAUUCAUCUUCUAUGAUCCUGGAAGAUUUGAAAAUUCAUUGAAGUUGUAUGUGCAGCUUGGCUGGUAAUACCAAAAUGUUCGUUCUGUCUAUAUGUAAGGUACCACAAUUAACGGGACAGCAGGAUAGCAAUUAGAGAAGUUAUCUUGCUUUGAAUAAAAUAACUCAUGUGCUGACUUCUCUGCAAAAUGAAACUGUAACCUGAAGUUCUUUAUUGUAUUUCUGAUUUAAAUUGCUUGGACAGUAAUCUCCUUUUGUUGUCA
Sorghum bicolor (sorghum) is the source of this 1259-nucleotide messenger RNA. RefSeq lists its product as uncharacterized. The transcript has 9 exons. Bases 268 to 996 code for a protein of 242 amino acids. The record is from RefSeq and is a predicted model, not a curated record. NCBI's taxonomy places the organism in Eukaryota, Viridiplantae, Streptophyta, Magnoliopsida, Poales, Poaceae.